Molecule: messenger RNA, 1986 nt
Organism: Fukomys damarensis (Damara mole-rat)
Lineage: Eukaryota; Metazoa; Chordata; Mammalia; Rodentia; Bathyergidae
Gene: Foxk1
Product: forkhead box K1
Exons: 10
Coding region: 1-1959 (652 amino acids)
Biological process (GO): regulation of transcription by RNA polymerase II
Molecular function (GO): protein binding; RNA polymerase II cis-regulatory region sequence-specific DNA binding; DNA-binding transcription factor activity, RNA polymerase II-specific
Source: RefSeq, a predicted model, not a curated record
AUGGGGGAUGACCUCUGGACAUGGCACAGCUGGCAUGAGGCCAGGUCACAAAUGACCCUUGGCUCCCCUGCCCUGCCACGGAACCCCCGCCAUGAGUUCGAGUUCCUCAUGCGGCAGCCCAGCGUCACUAUCGGCCGCAAUUCGUCCCAGGGCUCGGUGGACCUGAGUAUGGGCCUGUCCAGCUUCAUCUCGCGGCGCCACCUGCAGCUCAGCUUUCAGGAGCCGCACUUCUACCUGCGCUGCCUCGGCAAGAACGGAGUCUUCGUGGACGGGGCCUUCCAGCGGCGCGGCGCCCCUCCUCUGCAGCUGCCCCCCCAGUGUACCUUCCGGUUCCCCAGCACAGCCAUCAAGAUCCAGUUCACAUCCCUGUACCAUAAAGAAGAGGCUCCAGCGUCUCCUCUCCGGCCACUCUACCCCCAGAUCUCCCCGCUGAAGAUCCACAUUCCGGAGCCGGAUCUCCGGAGCCUGGUCAGCCCCAUCCCCUCCCCAACUGGCACCAUCAGUGUUCCCAACUCUUGUCCAGCCAGUCCACGUGGAGCCGGGUCCUCUGGUUACCGCUAUGUCCAGAAUGUGACCUCAGACCUGCAGCUCGCUGCGGAGUUCGCAGCGAAGGCCGCCUCGGAGCAGCAGGCAGACACUUCUGGCGGGGACAGCCCCAAGGAUGAGUCGAAGCCACCGUACUCCUACGCCCAGCUGAUCGUGCAGGCCAUCUCCUCGGCCCCGGACAGGCAGCUAACACUAAGCGGCAUCUAUGCGCACAUUACCAGACAUUACCCGUACUACAGGACGGCCGACAAGGGCUGGCAGAACUCCAUCCGACACAACCUCUCUCUGAACCGUUACUUCAUCAAAGUCCCGAGGUCCCAGGAGGAGCCUGGCAAGGGCUCUUUUUGGCGGAUAGACCCUGCCUCUGAAGCCAAACUGGUAGAACAAGCCUUCCGAAAACGGAGGCAGAGGGGCGUCUCCUGCUUCCGCACCCCCUUCGGGCCUCUGUCCUCACGGAGUGCUCCGGCCUCACCUACUCACCCUGGGCUGAUGUCCCCUCGCUCCAGUGGCCUGCAGACUCCAGAGUGCCUGUCUCGGGAGGGCUCCCCCAUUCCACACGACCCUGAGCUGGGCUCAAAGUUAGCCUCCGUCCCAGAGUACCGGUAUUCCCAAAGCGCACCUGGUUCCCCUGUCAGCGCCCAGCCAGUGAUCAUGGCCGUGCCUCCCCGACCGUCCAACCUAGUGGCCAAGCCUGUUGCCUACAUGCCAGCCUCCAUAGUGACCUCACAGCAGCCCUCAGGCCAUGCCAUCCACGUCGUUCAGCAGGCCCCCACUGUCACCAUGGUUAGGGUGGUCACCACUUCUGCCAAUUCUGCUAAUGGCUACAUCCUCACAAGCCAGGGCUCGACGGGGAGCUCACACGACACUGCAGGCACAGCUGUGCUAGACUUGGGCACUGAAGGCAGAGGCUUGGAGGAGAAGCCCACCAUUGCCUUUGCCACGAUCCCUGCGGCCAGCCGGGUCAUCCAGACAGUGGCCAGCCAGAUGGCUCCUGGGGUCCCUGGACACACCGUCACCAUCCUGCAGCCAGCCACACCAGUGACCAUCGGGCAGCACCAUCUCCCCGUCCGAGCCAUCACUCAGAAUGGAAAGCAUGCGGUUCCCACGAACAGUUUAACCACCAGUGCUUACGCCCUCACCAGCCCCCUGCAGCUCCUUGCAGCCCAGGCGAGUUCGUCCACGCCAGUGGUGGUCACCCGGGUAUGUGAGGUGGGGCCCGAGGAGCCAGCAGCAGUGGUCACAGCAGCCACCAGUGCCACCCCCACCGUGGCCACCUCUACUGCCACCUCAGCUUCUUCCAUUGGGGAGCCCGAGGUCAAACGGUCCCGGGUAGAGGAGCCCGGUGGGACAGCGACCACACAGUCUGGGGUGAUGGCAGCUGCCGGCCCCCAGGGCGCAGGCACCGGGGAGUGAAGUUACCUGCAUGCACACACACAAGGG